GUGGGAGAGCACGCGCCGGGGCUCGCAGUUCCCUCUACACCUGGUGGUCAUGGGAAAGAAGCGAUGACAGCGGCGGUGGUCAUGGAAGAGGAGUUGACAAGCGACAGCUCUCUCGUCAAGGGCCUGUUGACUUGUUCCAGCUGUAACGUGCUGCUCCGAUACGGGGAGCGCACGCCGAAGCUGCUAACGGGGUGCCUGCACACCGUGUGUGCCCCGUGUGGGCAGCAGUGCAAUUCCGGAGGCUUGGAGUGCCAAAUAUGUAUGACGUCGUCGCCCACGUUGCUGGACCACCCGCUGGUGCAAGAGCUGCUUCAGCAGCAGCACGAGGGGCAGGGGAGCCGACUUUGCGGCCAGUGCACAGAGCGCGGAAGUCGAGCUGCCGCAGCUGGCACCUGUGACGAAUGCAGUACCGACCUGUGCACCGUCUGUAUUCAGGCGCAUCAGCGUACGAGAGUAACUUGGGACCACAGGAUUGCUAUGCAUCAAGAUACAGCCACAGAUGAUUUGUGUCCCAAGCAUCAAAAGACGUAUGACAACUAUUGCGAUACGUGUCGCACAGUGGGCUGCGGAGACUGCAUCCUCUUUUCCCACCGUUCCCACAAGUCACGCACGCUGCAGGAAAAGGACGCGGAAGUGAAGAAUACACUAAAGACCUGCCUGGACAACAUGAGGGGGCUCAGCAGCAAGGUUCAGGAUGGAAUGAAUAGCCUGAAGGCAAAUCUGGAGGAGGCAGGAGCUGCUAAAAGGGCCGGAAUGACGGGCAUUGUCAAACACUUCGAGGAGUACCAGGCACGCGUGACCGAGUUCUUCUCGAAGCAGCUGGGAGUGACUGAGGACCAGUACGACGGGUACGAGCGCGAGUUGCUGAGCCAUUUGAACACCGCAAAGUUGAUGGAGAUGAGGCUGGCGCACCUCGACAGCUUCGCCCAGCAGCUGAUGGAGAACGGUCGGCCGCUGACGCUCGUCAAGAACGCGAGACACGUUCUCGACCUGGCCAAACGGUUGCAAAGUGUCGACAUCAACACUCGACUGGAAAAGAAACUGCCCAAAUUGGAAAUGCACCGGUCAAUGCCUCUUGACAGAAUUGGAGACAUGUUCGGCAUGUUGCUCUACGACGAUGAAAUUUGUAUUCAGCCAGCAAUGGAGAAAAAUCUUAUGAGACGCUUUCUGAGCAUCUCACACCAGGUCAUGGACCAACAACUGCGCACCAACUCGGAUUUUGGCGUAGAGUACAUGAAGGGCCUAUUCUACGUCAUAUGUCAGUCAAGCAGCAUGCGGCCAGAACUGUACAGGCUGAUACAGGAAUUACACAAGACAGUGACGGCGGCCCGUGCGAACACAGUGAGCAGCGUGGGCCAGUUGCAGGGCGCGGCGGGCGCAGUUCAGCCCCAGACCUUGCCAGCGGACCAGCCCAAUGCCGGAACGGCGGGCCAGCCGACAGCCGACGUUGUUCCAUCGCUGCUGAACGCGAAGGACCUAGACGCGGCAGUGCGGCUGGACAGAGGCAUGGCGGCGGAUGAGGUGACGCCCAGUGCACCCGCUAGUGAGCUGUCAAGGCUUCUGCGUGCACCCACUGAGAAGAGCGACCAACAGCAGCAGCCGCCGUCUCAUGUGCAGCAGCUUCUGAUCCGUCAACAAAGUCACCCGCAUUACCGACAACCAUCUCAACUUCAUCCUCCUUCCCAGCUGCAGGAGCAGCAGCGACAACAGCAGCAGCGGCAGGAAUCUGAUUCGUAUUGUCAGCUACCUCAUCAACGACGGCAGUCCACGGACCAACAGCAGAAUUCCUGGAUAAUACCGAUAUCGCAGCAACGUGGGCAAGAGCCAAGGGAGCAGCAAGAGCUGCAGCGACAUACCCUGCAGCAACAGCAACAAUAUGUCCCCCAGUACCACGGUCACCAGCAGCAGCAGCGGAUGCCGCCGCAUUGUGGGCUGCAGUCGACAUCAUUGCAGACAAAUCACGCCCAACAACCACCUCUUGGUCUCAGUUCCAUGCAGUCCCGUGGGACAAUCACUCAAAGUGGGAAUCCAACUCAGUGGGCCGUAAUUGUCCCGGCGUCGGCUCAGCCCAUUGCGGGUGUGCAAGAGGUGCUAACGCAGAUACAACAGAUGUCAAACAGCGUGCCACGACCUCAGCCACCAUGCCACCAGUUGUCUCCAACACCGAUGCGGCAGCCUCAGGCUCCUCAGUCUCAGACAGCCUGGCCUCGGGCGUCGCGACCACAGGUUUCUCAGGCUGAGGCUCUGCGGCAACAGGCUCCUGAGUCUCGAGUGCAGCGGCAGAAGGCUCUUCAGCCUCAUGCAUCACGCUCUCAGGCGCCGCAGCCUCAGGCGCCACAGCCCCAGGCGGCACCAGCUCAGACCCAUCGCUGUCUUGCUCUUCAAAACGAGGCGUCGCCAUCCUCCGAGCGGCAACAGACGGCGCGAGAAGGCGCGGCAGCGGUGCAGCGCGCAGCGGCUGAGCCGGAGCCUCCAGAGCCGACCAUCUCCUGGCACAACCCUGCCACACCUCUGCCGUCCCGGAUUGGCGAAAUAUGUGUAGACAAAAGGUUCCGGGUGCGGCUGGGCCGGAAGCGCAAGCUCUCCGCUGACCAGGAUACGGACGAAACCGUCCAGCUGACUCACGUAGUGAAGCUGCCCGACCCGGUGCUGCAUGGUGAUGCCGCCCUGGCGUGGGACUCGACGGAGGACCCGCGCGGCAUCGGCUUCUCGUCCGAAAUGCUGUACCAGCCGCCGGAGCGCGGCCCCCAGUCCCCCAACGUCAGCUACUGCGUGCUGUGUUGGGACGGUGGCGAGCUGCUGCUCUGUGACCACUGCGAGCGCGCCUUCCACCGUGAAUGCUACAUCGGUCCUGCGGACGACUCAGACAGCGGGCCGUGGCAGUGUCUGAUGUGCCGCGUUAUGCCGACCCCCAUGAGUCCGAUGGAGCGGCGCGUCGGUGACCAGAUGAACGCGGAGGACAUGACGUUAGCCCGUCGUUUGCUGAUGGAGCUCUAUGCAGCCUACUAUCCGUCCAUGUACUUCAAAAACCUGGAGGCCAUGUCGGAGCUGGCCGACUUCGAUCAAAUCCCGCGGCCCUUGUGUCUGGACCAGAUCAAGGAACGGCUGCUCGCGCGAGACUUCUCCACGCUUAUGCGCUUCCUCUAUGCCCUGAAGAAGCUUGUCGACCAGCGUCAGUAUUUUAAGAAAGGCACCACCCCGGACAAGUAUUUGAAGCAGUUGGAUGAUAUGCUGGAGCAGUUCCUCCUGCAGCAUAUGCAUAGUUAUUGGCUUCACGUGGACGAUGUCCGAUCUUCCAAAUGACGGCACGCCUGAUGGGGGCGGCUGGUUCUUUGCGGCCACCAGCCAACUACCUGGUGAAUGGGUCGCCUUUGCCCGUUCUUGUGUACAGGUGAUCUGUUUCUCUGUUACGAGAGGUGACAUGUUUUGGCGUUCAGCUGCAGCAUGUUCAGCAAUCAGCCGCGUACAGUUCAGCAUAGCCGCGAUGCGGGUAAGCUUAGCACGUUGCGCUCUCACCGAGUGUAAGAGCUUGCCUGCCGUGUUGCAGUGGUCAGGACGGAUGCCUUAAGGAUGCGGGACGUUGGCAUCUACGGUACGUUCAUGCCGUAUUAUAUCGUCGAUAAGCCAAUGGUUUCUACGUGCCCGUUAUGUGUGAGAACGGUCGCGAAUUGAGUCAAACUGUUCGUGCUGCUGGAAGCUUUCCAGAUGUGAUAUGACCUUCGAAGUUCGUAGGUUUUUACAUUUUGUUACCAUGAUCCCUCAUGUUGUGUUAAUGUGUA
Molecule: messenger RNA, 3779 nt
Organism: Pollicipes pollicipes
Lineage: Eukaryota; Metazoa; Arthropoda; Thecostraca; Pollicipedomorpha; Pollicipedidae
Product: E3 ubiquitin-protein ligase TRIM33
Exons: 13
Coding region: 64-3303 (1079 amino acids)
Molecular function (GO): zinc ion binding; ubiquitin protein ligase activity
Source: RefSeq, a predicted model, not a curated record